AAACGCCGGCGAUGGAAUCCCCCAAUCAACGCGGCCGGCCCGAGACGGGACAGGAACCACGGACCCUGACCACUGGGUCCUUGUCCGGGGGAUGAGCUCGAAAGACGAAAUGGAACUGCCUUUCGUCGAGGUAUAUAUAUUAUGUCUCGAACAUCGCAGCUUUCCCUCCCCGUUCUUUUGACCAGCUCGCCACCUUCGUCUUCUCAACUGUCUCCCGUCUCGUCUUUCAGUCGUUUCGUUGUGAUACCCCGUUGUUAUCGUCACUUAUUACGACCGCUCGCCAAAAUGUUCACCACCCAGGCUCUCCUCACCCUCGCCGCCGCCGGCCUCUCUUCCGCACAUUUCACGCUCAAGUACCCCGAGUGGCGCGGCAACACCUUCGAUGACACCCUGAACUACACGCAGUGGUCGUGGCCUUGCGGCGGCCCCGCAUACGGCUCCGGCAACAGGACCGACUGGCCCCUCUCGGGCGGCUCCCUAGGCGUUACCCUCGGCCACGCCUACAACUUCCUCUACAUCAACCUCGGCAUCGAGGAGAACGGCACCGUCGCCAGCUUCCCCACCUCGCUGACCCCGAACCCCCUCAACACCACCGGCAGCGGCACCCUCUGCCUUUCCGACCUGCUCGUGCCCUCCGACCUCAACAUCACCGCCGGCACCAACGCCUCGCUGCAGGUCAUCAAGGUUGGCAGGUCGGGGCAGGCUCAGUAUAACUGCGCCGACAUCCGCUUCGUCGAGGACGCCCCCGAGCCCACCGAGGAGCAAUGCGCCACGGACGACGGCGCGUACUUCGCCAUCGAGCCUCAGAGCCACGAGGAGGCCAACGCCACCGACGGCGAGGACGGCGACGACGCGGCUUCCGGCGACGAGGACCGCCCUUUAAACGACGAGGGCUUUUUUUGACGACGAUACAUGGGAGUAAUGCGCGGGAUUCAAAGCCGAGGGGGGCGAAACCACAAAAGCAAAGUGUACAUUGUAAUGUCUUGAUGUAUUGUUGGGCUUAGAAAACCAGAUGAUCUUGUUGUCCGUCUUCUGGCGGGAAGCCAACGUAUGUAUAGUUGUUUGUAUGGUGAUACAAUACCCGGCGUAUGCUGAAAUGAAUAUGAUAGUUAUAUCAGAGAGGCAGAUGCGCAAACAUGCAAAAAAACACCCCGCCACCUUAAAACUGGACCUUGC
Messenger RNA from Sodiomyces alkalinus F11, 1176 nucleotides. RefSeq lists its product as hypothetical. The transcript has 4 exons. Bases 142 to 903 code for a protein of 253 amino acids. NCBI's taxonomy places the organism in Eukaryota, Fungi, Ascomycota, Sordariomycetes, Glomerellales, Plectosphaerellaceae. The record is from RefSeq and is a predicted model, not a curated record.